UUGUUGGAUUGCUUUUAUGUAUUUAUUUUUAGCUCAAAUGAAAAGUUGAAACCAGUGGGUUUUAGCGCCGCAGUCCUCCUCUCGCGCUCCGCCGCGGACCGACGCUUUUCCACGGUUACAUAACUCGCCGAGCCUCUCCGUGCUGCGGAUCCUGCCCAGUCCUCCCACAAUGCAGAGCGCAUGGCGCGUCAUUGGAGAGAGCCCAUGAUGAUGGCGGCGGUCGGUGCACCAGAAGUGAUCACACAACUGGAGAGCGCGGCCAAAGUUUUGAUGGCACCGCCGUCCAUGGUCAGCACAGAGCAGAGGCAGCACGCUGAACAUGUAUUCCUCUCCUUCAGGAAGUCCAAGUCCCCGUUCGCCAUCUGCAAGCACAUCCUGGAGACGAGCAAGGUGGACUACGUGCUAUUCCAGGCAGCCACGGCCGUCAUGGAGGCCGUUGUGCGGGAAUGGAUCCUGCUGGAGAAGACCAGCAUCGAGUCCCUCCGGGCGUUCCUCCUCACUUACGUGUUGCAGAGACCCAACCUACAGAAAUAUGUCCGUGAGCAGAUUCUGCUGGCUGUGGCCGUCAUCGUGAAGCGAGGCUCUCUGGACAAAAGCAUCAACUGCAAAGGCGUCUUCCACGAGGUCGGCCAGCUCAUCAGCAGCGGGAACCCCACAGUGCAAACCCUGGCCUGCUCCAUCCUCACCGCUCUGCUCAGCGAGUUCUCCAGCUCCAGCAAGACCAGCAGCAUUGGCCUCAGCAUGGAGUUCCACGGCAACUGCAAGCGCCUCUUUCAGGAGGACGGCCUGCGUCAGAUCUUCAUGCUGACCAUGGAGGUGUUGCAGGAGUUCAGUCGCAGGGAGAACCUCAACGCUCAGAUGUCCUGCGUCUUCCAGCGCUACCUUGCUCUAGCCAACCAGGUCCUGAGCUGGAACUUCCUGCCUCCAAAUCUGGGGCGCCACUACAUCGCCAUGUUCGAGGCCACGCAGAACGUCACGCUGAAGCCCACGGAGUCCUGGAGGGAGGCGCUGCUGGACACCCGCGUCAUGGACCUCUUCUUCUCUAUUCACAGGAAGAUCCGGGAGGACUCGGACAUGGCCCAGGACUCCCUGCAGUGCCUGGCCCAGCUGGCCUCCAUGCACGGGCCCAUCUUCCCAGACGAGAGCGCCCAGGUGUCCUACCUGGCUCACCUGGUGGAAGGCCUGCUCAGUAUGAUCAACGGGAUCGAGAUCGAGGAUUCGGAGGCGGUGGGCAUCUCCAACAUCAUCUCCAACCUGAUCACCAUGUUCCCCCGGAGCAUUUUAACGGCGCUGCCCAGCGAGCUCUUCACCUCCUUUAUCAACUGCCUCACACUCCUCACCUGCUCGUUUGGACGCAGCGCCGCCCUGGAGGAGGUGCUGGAUAAAGACGACAUGGUUUACAUGGAGGCGUACGACAAGCUGCUGGAGUCGUGGCUCACGCUGGUUCAGGACGAGGAACACUUUCCCCGCGGCUGCUUCGUCCAGCCCGCCAUCCAGGUCUUCAACUCCUACAUUCAGUGCCACCUGGCCGCUCCCGACGGCACGCGGAACCUGUCCGUAAACGGCAUAUCGUCCCACGAGGAGGAGGAGAUCAACGAGCUGCAGGAGGACGACAGAGAGCUGUUCUCAGACCAGCUGUCCAGUAUCGGCAUGCUGGGACGAGUGGCGGCGGACCACUGCAUCCCUCUGCUCACAAGCCUGCUGGAGGACCGGGUGAACCGGUUGCACGGCCAGCUCCAGAGGACCCAGCAGCACCUCAUGGCCUCGACCAGCCUGGGGUCAGUGGACCGCAAAGUCCUGGACGACCUGUAUGAGGACAUCCACUGGCUCAUACUGGUCUCAGGUUAUCUGCUGGCAGACGACCCUCAGGGUGAAACCCCGAUGAUCCCCUCUGAGGUCAUGGAGUUCUCCAUCAAACACUCGACAGAAGUGGACAUCAACACGACGCUACAGAUCCUGGGCUCCCCGGGGGAGAAGGCCUCCUCCAUACCGGGCUGCAACCGCACAGACUCCGUCAUCAGGCUGCUGUCUGCCGUGCUGAGGACGUCGGAGGUCGAGUCCAGGGCGACCAGAGCCAGCUUGACGGAGCUUCUCAGUCCUCAGAUGGGGAAGGACAUCGUGUGGUUCCUGAGGCGCUGGGCCAAGUCGUACCUGCUGGUGGACGAGAAGCUCUACGAGCAGAUCAGCAUACCUCUGAGCACGGCGUUCGGCGCAGACACGGAGGGAGCCCAGUGGAUUGUGGGAUACCUGCUGGAGAAGGUGAUUAACAAUCUGUCGGUGUGGAGCUCAGAGACGGAGCUGGCCAACGACACGGUGGAGCUGCUGGUGACGCUGGUAGAGAAGCGGGAGAGGGCGAACAUCGUGGUGCAGUGUGAGGGCUGGUGGAGCCUGGCGAAGCAGUUCGCCAGCCGCAGCCCGCCGCUCCACCUGCUGUCCAGCUCCGUGCAGAGAUCCCUGAUGAAGGCGCUGGUCCUGGGAGGCUUCGCCAACAUGGACUCCGACACCAAGCAGCAGUACUGGGCUGAGGUGCUCCAUCCUCUGCAGCAGCGCUUCCUCAAUCUCAUCAACCAGGAGAACUUCGCUCAGAUCAGCCAGGAAGAGGCGGUCAAGCAGGAAAUAGUCGCCACGCUGGAGGCGCUGUGCGGCAUCGCCGAGGCGACGCAGAUAGACAACGUGGCUUCGCUCUUCUCCUUCCUCAUGGACUUCCUGUCCAACUGCAUCGGCCUGAUGGAGGUUUACAGCAACACGCCUGAAACGAUCAACCUCAUCAUCGAGGUUUUCGUGGAAGUGGCUCACAAGCAGAUCUGCUACCUGGGAGAGACUAAGUCCAUGAAGCUGUACGAAGCCUGCCUGACGCUGCUGCAGGUCUACUCCAAAAACAACCAGAGCAGGAAGCGCAAUGACGCCACGGCUGAGGAGGACCAGUACCAGGACCUGCUGCUCAUCAUGGAGCUGCUCACCAACCUGCUCUCCAAGGAGUUCAUCGAUUUCAGCGACAACGACGAGGUGUUCCGAAACCAGGAGCAGGGCACGCCGGCGUCCAGCCGGACCGUCUCCGCGGCGGACGUCGUCCUCUACGGCGUCAACAUCGUUCUUCCACUCAUGUCUCAGGACCUGCUGAAGUUUCCUUCGCUGUGUAACCAGUACUACAAGCUCAUCACCUUCAUCUGUGAGAUCUUUCCAGAAAAGAUCCCUCAGCUGCCUGAAGACCUUUUUAAGAGCCUCAUGUUUUCACUGGAGCUGGGAAUGACCUCGAUGAGUUCAGAGGUCAGUCAGCUGUGUCUGGAGGCUCUGUCUCCUCUGGCUGAGCAGUGCGCCAAAAGCCAGGAGAAGGACUCGCCCCUUUUCAUCGCCACGCGCCACUUCCUCAAGCUGGUGUUUGACAUGCUGGUGCUGCAGAAACACAACACAGAGAUGACGGUGGCGGCAGGGGAAGCCCUCUACACGCUCGUCUGCCUGCAUCAGGCGGAGUACUCAGAGCUGGUGGAGACCCUGCUCUCCUCCCAGAGGGACGCCGUGAUCUACCAGCGGCUGGCCGACGCCUUCAACAAGCUGACGGCCAGCAGCACGCCGCCCACCAUGGACCGCAAACAGAAGGUGGCCUUCCUGAAGAGCCUGGAGGAGUUCGUGGCCAACGUGGGCGGCCUCCUAUGCGUGAAGUAACCACUGAGAACCAAUCCCCCGAAUACUCCAUCAUUCUGAGGACCCGCCCCUUCCCCUCUGCAUCCCACUACGCUCAGCAGGAUCCGUCCGCCUCCCAGGAUCCUCCACUCAGCUGAAUGUUUCUUUUUAAUUGCUUUGUUUUUACCCCUCCGUAUGACGACUCCUGCGGCGCCAAGACAGUUUCUGAUGAAGUGACAUCUUAAAAACCGGACUGCAGAGCAGACGGACUCGUUCUAAGGAAUGUUCACACACACACACACACACACACACACACACACACACACACACACACACACACACUCUCUCUCACUGCAAGUGAGACCUGAUGCCAUUAAUUAGAUCCUGGAUGAGAUGUAACAUUUUCUUAGUGCAGCGUCGCAGCAUACAGACACACACACACACACACACACA
Molecule: messenger RNA, 4074 nt
Organism: Poeciliopsis prolifica (blackstripe livebearer)
Lineage: Eukaryota; Metazoa; Chordata; Actinopteri; Cyprinodontiformes; Poeciliidae
Gene: xpo4
Product: exportin 4
Exons: 24
Coding region: 181-3663 (1160 amino acids)
Biological process (GO): protein export from nucleus
Cellular component (GO): cytoplasm; nuclear pore
Molecular function (GO): nuclear export signal receptor activity
Source: RefSeq, a predicted model, not a curated record